Molecule: messenger RNA, 1838 nt
Organism: Mercenaria mercenaria
Lineage: Eukaryota; Metazoa; Mollusca; Bivalvia; Venerida; Veneridae
Product: COP9 signalosome complex subunit 5-like
Exons: 7
Coding region: 30-1046 (338 amino acids)
Biological process (GO): protein deneddylation
Cellular component (GO): cytoplasm; COP9 signalosome
Molecular function (GO): deNEDDylase activity; protein binding; metallopeptidase activity
Source: RefSeq, a predicted model, not a curated record
UAAACCCUUCUCAAGGGAGGUAAUUAAAGAUGGAUUCCAAAAAUGCGAUGAAAACUUGGGAAAUGAGCAAUAAUAUGGAAAAUAUAAGCUCUGUUGAUGAAAUAUACCGUUACGACAAGAAGCAGCAACAAGACAUCUUGACAGCAAAACCAUGGGACAAAGAUCCCCAUUACUUCAAACAUAUCAAAGUGUCGGCUCUGGCAUUACUGAAGAUGGUGAUGCAUGCAAGAUCUGGUGGUAACUUAGAAGUGAUGGGACUGCUGCUAGGAAAGGUUGAUGGAAAUACAAUGAUUGUCAUGGACUGCUUUGCCUUACCAGUAGAAGGGACAGAGACUAGAGUGAAUGCUCAAGCACAGGCGUAUGAAUAUAUGGCAGCUUAUACAGAUGCUGCAAAACAGGUGAAGAGAUUGGAGAAUGCUAUAGGUUGGUAUCACAGUCAUCCAGGGUACGGCUGUUGGUUGUCUGGUAUAGACGUGAGCACACAGAUGUUGAACCAGCAGUUCCAGGAACCGUUUGUAGCCAUUGUGAUAGAUCCAGUGAGAACAAUAUCAGCGGGUAAAGUGAAUAUCGGAGCUUUCCGUACAUACCCGAAAGGUUAUAAGGCUCCAGACGAGGCACAGUCAGAGUACCAGUCUAUUCCACUCAGUAAAAUAGAAGACUUUGGUGUUCACUGUAAAAACUACUACUCACUUGAGAUGUCAUAUUUCAAAUCAGCAUUAGACAGGAAGUUGUUAGAAUCUCUGUGGAACAAAUACUGGGUGAAUACGCUCAGUUCUUCAAGUCUUAUCACGAAUGCCGAUUACACAACUGGGCAAGUGUUUGAUCUGUCAGACAAGUUAGAGCAGUCUGAGGCCCAGUUAGGCCGUGGUGGCUUCAUGCUUGGUAUUGAUACUAGCGAGAAAAAAUCUGAAGAUAAACUUGCUAAAUCAACUAAAGAUGGAUGUAAGACAACAAUGGAGGCUAUACAUGGACUUAUGUCACAGGUUAUAAAAGACAGACUGUUCAAUCAAGUACAUUUACCCUCUGCUCCAGACACAACUAAGUGAUGAAUCAUACGUGUAGACUUUAUAUAUUACAAGUGCUUCAUUGUGAUAAAUUGUGCUGAAAUUUGUUUAUGAGGAUUAUACAGUUAGUUUUCAAGUAUUUUUGACAUCACAGUAAACUCAGUCAAGUUUUAGCAUACCUGAGGAAUGAUAUAAGAACAGGUGUAUUAAAUUUGUGAAGGAUGUGCAUUGACAAAUAUAUAAGCAGUGGCUAGGCAUCUGGUAACCACACCUAUAGACUGAGAGUCUAGAGGUCCAGUUACCAGACCCUAGACAACACAUAUAUGGGCUGUCUAAAGGUCCAGUAAUCAAUUGAUAUUUGCAGAGAGGAUACUAUAUUUAGCCAUCGAAAACAGUUGAUGAUUUCAAAACUCAAAUACACAAUUACAAUUCAAGUCUAGUAAUGCCCAACGUUUCACUAUAUUACAUAAAUUGUUUGGAAGUAUAUACAAAUUAUUUUUGUAUUAUUCUACAUGUAUUUGUGAUAAGGAACUUCAGAAUUUUCAGUUACUCCAAUUUGUUGAAUAUUCAGUCAUUGCAAUAGAAAGUUACGAUUCUCUUGAUUUUCUUUCCUGGAUUGUAGCGUAGAGUAUUUCUUCUUGUAGUGGUUAUGUCUUAGCACCCACAAAGGCAGUAUGACAUUACAUAUUGCCAUAUAUUUACACUUGGACUCUUCAUAAAGAAUAAUCUAGAGAUUUUUCCUUAAUGUUAAUGCUUGUGAACAUUAUAUACUGUAUACAUGUAUUUACAGUCUUUGUUGUUUAUCAGUAUGUGAAAAAUAAAAUAACAAGAUUA